Cetraspora pellucida is the source of this 567-nucleotide messenger RNA. The record is from the annotation of a GenBank genome assembly. NCBI's taxonomy places the organism in Eukaryota, Fungi, Glomeromycota, Glomeromycetes, Diversisporales, Gigasporaceae.
AUGAAUAUUAUACCCAAACUUAAUCUUUCUAUUCUAUCAGAACUUCAAUGCAUGUUGCAUUAUACUAAUCCUUAUUGUAGAAUAUUUAGACAGGUUAGAGAUAUUGUAAGUUCGAAUCAAUCUGUUAACUUAAAGAUGGUCAUCACAGACAACAAAACCAAAGACCCUAGACAUUACAAUACUCUAAGUGCAACAGAAGUUGCAAUUAUUAUGAUUGAAGAUGGUCAAGAAGCUGAUGUACAUCAUUGUGAUAUUGUUCACUAUUUACAUAACAGUAAAAUGCAAAGAAUAUCAGAAAUACAUCAUACUUAUGAACUUUUGCAUUAUGUUCUUAUAUUUCCUAGAGGUAAAAACAGUUGGCAUCCAAAUAUAUCUAGAACUCAUAUUUCUUUUUCUUUGUCAAUAAAUGACUUUGCUAAUAUAGAUGCAUUAAUAAUAAAUGAUGAAGAAAAAAUAUCUACAAGAAAAUACGUUACUGCUAUGAAUUAUUUUGCAUACUGUCUUCACCUUGGCCAUCCAAAUGAACCUAUAGUUUUGCAUUUAUUUGGAAGACUUUUUCAACAAUGA